AUCAUCCAGGAUGAAUACACAUCGUUGGUAAGAUCCGGGUUUUGGACAGGAUGAACGCCAAUUUCCAAGAUGGCUGCGGAGGGAGGAGGGAAGGAGAUGAACGAAAUUAAAACUCAAUUCACCACUCGGGAAGGUGUCUAUAAACUCCUCACUCACUCCGAAUAUAGCCGCCCGAACCGGGUGCCUUUUAAUUCACAGGGCUCAAAUCCGGUAAAAGUCUCAUUCGUGAACGUGAACGACCAGUCAGGCAACGGCGACAGAAUCUGUUUCAAUGUGGGCCGGGAACUGUACUUUUACAUCUACAAAGGCGUAAGAAAGGCUGCUGACCUGAGCAAGCCCAUAGACAAGAGGAUCUACAAAGGAACGCAGCCCACGUGUCAUGACUUCAAUCCCCUCACGGCCACGGCGGAGAGCGUCUCCCUGCUGGUGGGCUUCUCGGCUGGCCAGGUGCAGCUCAUCGACCCCAUCAAGAAGGAGACCAGCAAGCUCUUCAAUGAAGAGAGACUCAUAGACAAGUCUGGUGUGACGUGUGUGCGGUGGGUCCCUGGCUCAGAGAGCCUCUUCCUGGUGGCUCACUCCAGCGGCAGCCUGUACCUGUACAACGUAGAGCACACCUGUGGCACCACACCACCCCACUACCAGCUCCUCAAACAGGGCGAUGGCUAUGCCGUGCACACCUGCAAGAGCAAGUCGGCCCGCAACCCCUUACUGCGCUGGACAGUGGGUGAGGGGGCGCUGAACGAGUUCGCCUUCUCCCCCGAUGGGAAGUUCCUGGCGUGCGCCAGUCAGGACGGCUUCCUGCGUGUGUUCGGCUUUGACGCGGCCGAGCUGCAUGGCACCAUGAAGAGCUACUUCGGUGGACUACUGUGUGUGUGCUGGAGUCCAGACGGACGCUACAUAGUGGCUGGGGGGGAGGAUGACCUGGUGACAGUCUGGUCCUUCUCAGAUUGCAGGGUGAUUGCCAGGGGCCACGGCCACAAGUCGUGGGUGAGCGUAGUGGCGUUCGACCACUGUACGACCAGUGUGGAGGACAGCGACCCGCCCGCAGAGUUCAGCGGCAGCGACGAGGAGUUCCACGAGCAGAUCCAUUUUGCAGGUGGGCGGGACCGGGCCAACAGCUCCCAAUCACAUCUCUCCAAGAGGAACUCUACAGACGGCAGGCCAGUCAGCGUGACCUAUCGCUUCGGCUCGGUGGGACAGGACACCCAGCUGUGUCUGUGGGACCUGACUGAGGACAUAUUGUUCCCCCACCUGCCCCUGUCACGCACCAGAACUCACACAAACGUUAUGAGUGCCACCAGCCCCCCAGCUACUGGGUCGGCCACUAAUACUACUACUAAUACUACUACUACUACUAACCCACCUGGCACCAAUGGCAACAACACCAUGAGCAGUAGCAGUGGUAACAGUGGCGCCCUCUCUAACUCAGUCCCCGCUCCCCUGCCGCGCUCCAACAGCCUGCCGCACUCAACUGGCCCCGCAGGGGGCAGCACCACGCCUAACAGCCACAUGAGCAGCAAAGGAAGCAGCAUCAUCGACAGCGCCUUCAUCGCCACCGGGGUCAGCAAGUUCGCCACGCUGUCGCUACACGAUACACGCAAGGAGCGCCACGAGAAGGACCACAAACGCAACCACAGCAUGGGCCACAUCAGCAGCAAGAGCAGUGACAAGCUCAACCAACUGAGCUCUGCGGCGCGGACAGCGAAGGCGGAUGCCGCUAAGACUCUGGGCACGCUGCUGUGCCCACGCAUGGAGGAGGUUCCUCUGCUGGAGCCACUGGUGUGUAAGAAGAUCGCUCAUGAGAGACUCACUGUGUUAAUCUUCCUGGAGGACUGUCUGGUCACAGCCUGCCAGGAGGGCUUCAUUUGCACAUGGGCCAGGCCCGGGAAAGUGGGCUUACUGCCAUCUCAGAACCCGACCAACUCUCCUAGUGGGACUGUAGUAUAGCCCUGGUGCUAGUGCUGCUAAACUAAACCGAGCUCCACCAGACGACAGAUGGGACAGGAUGACCUGGCCACACCUCGCCAUAGCCCAUUAGUGCUGUUCUUCACUUUCACACCUUCACCACCACUGAAAGUCUCUUUUUGUUCUGUUUGACUUUAGAUAGGAUAGAUGGCUUAUGUGGGCCAGUGAGGGUAGGUGGAGAGGCCCACAGUCUGAAAAGGGUGUAAAGGAUCAUGCAGAAAGCUUGAAAUGGUCCAUGAGCAUUGAAACUGUUGUUCAGGGACAGGAGGCUGGCAGGGCUGUGUUUUGUUUCCACCUCUGUUCCCCCUCAACCUUCUCUAGUCCGCUCCAGAAACAAACCCUGGAAGAGCUCGGGCUUGUUUUCAGACUCUAAUAGCUUAGCCCGGUCCAGAAACACAACCCCUAGCCACUACUACUUCUGACAUUUUGUGUAGAUCUGAAAUACUUGGAUAGGUUUAAUCAAUAUGGUAGUAGCCACAUUUCUUCCCCUAUCCAGUCCUCAGAUAUACCUGAGUACCUAAGGGUUAGGGGCUGUUUAGGGACAGGUGCUAUCUCUUCUCACUAGUCCCUCAUCUCUGACUAACCCUGGUGCAGUUUGAUCUCAUGUUCACAGCAAAGGGAGACCAGAGGAGUUGGCUUCCUUUAACUACAAGAAGAAAAUAAACUGUUUUUAAUUUAAAUCAGAACAUCACACCUUGAGUAUUUUGCACUGAUUUUUUUGUUUCUUUCUGUUCUGUGUACAUUUUUAAUUCAUAAUUAUAAUGGGACAAAAACAAGAUAUUUGAAGACAGCCUUUGGAUGCACUUGGGUUGAUGUGAGGUAUCUCUGUCUGGAUGCUGCAAUCAUAGGGGUUUAAAGAAGGAAAAAAAUGAGAAUUGUUUGCACUUAAUAGUUAGAGAAUGGCUUUACAAUUUUGGAGUGUGCAAGGACUCCACUGACAAGGCUGUUAAAAAUAUAAAUAGAAUGAAAACCUUUUUAUAUCUAUUGAACAUUUAUUUUAAUAUUAUUUCAGAUUUAAAAAUGGGCUCUGUAUUAUAUGUAAAUAUUGUACUUUGAUGAUUUAUGGGUGAAAUUAUUAUUACACCAGUUGGAAGUUCUUCAUUUCAGAAAAUAGUGAUAUUUCUAAUGCAGAAAAAUAUAUACAUAAUAAUAUUAAAAAUUCAUCUUGAA
Messenger RNA from Oncorhynchus gorbuscha (pink salmon), 3135 nucleotides. RefSeq names its product WD repeat-containing protein 20-like. Bases 70 to 1947 code for a protein of 625 amino acids. Gene Ontology annotation, molecular function: protein binding. The record is from RefSeq and is a predicted model, not a curated record. NCBI's taxonomy places the organism in Eukaryota, Metazoa, Chordata, Actinopteri, Salmoniformes, Salmonidae. The transcript has 4 exons.